Pelobates fuscus (common spadefoot toad) is the source of this 3014-nucleotide messenger RNA. RefSeq names its product N-alpha-acetyltransferase 15, NatA auxiliary subunit (gene NAA15). Gene Ontology annotation, cellular component: NatA complex; cytoplasm. Gene Ontology annotation, molecular function: protein binding. NCBI's taxonomy places the organism in Eukaryota, Metazoa, Chordata, Amphibia, Anura, Pelobatidae. The transcript has 20 exons. The record is from RefSeq and is a predicted model, not a curated record. The coding region runs from base 300 to 2897 and encodes 865 amino acids. Gene Ontology annotation, biological process: N-terminal peptidyl-methionine acetylation.
CAUCAUGCCGUGACCCUGGAAGCCGUCCCUCCUCCUUCCGCCAUUUUGGCCUCUGCCUCUUGUCGGGUCUGUUACAUUACCACGUGAAGUGCCCGGCCAGGGCCCAGACAGGGCGGGUGAGGAGGAAGGCCUAGUGAGCGCUCCCGCGGUCCGUGCUGUCAGACUGGCCACCGGGGGAGAGAGCCAGCUGUAACCGGCGGCCGGCUUCCCAGCGGCGCGAGAUCACCGGAGCACAGCACGCGGGCGGCGCCAGGGAACAACAAGGAGCUCGUGCAGGCGGCGCGAGGAGCGGCCUCGAGAUGCCGAGCGUCAGCCUCCCGCCCAAAGAGAACGCGCUCUUUAAAAGGAUCCUGAGAUGUUAUGAACACAAGCAAUAUCGGAAUGGGUUGAAGUUUUGUAAGCAGAUUUUGUCCAACCCCAAGUUUGCAGAGCAUGGAGAAACAUUGGCAAUGAAAGGAUUGACCUUAAACUGUCUUGGGAAGAAAGAGGAUGCCUAUGAUCUUGUUCGGAGAGGACUAAGAAAUGACCUUAAGAGUCAUGUCUGCUGGCAUGUGUAUGGCCUGUUGCAGAGGUCUGAUAAAAAGUAUGAUGAGGCGAUCAAGUGUUAUAGGAAUGCCCUGAAAUGGGAUAAAGACAACCUCCAAAUUCUGAGGGAUCUGUCUCUGCUGCAAAUCCAAAUGCGGGACUUGGAAGGCUACAGGGAAACAAGGUACCAAUUAUUGCAGUUGAGGCCUGCACAGCGUGCCUCAUGGAUUGGAUAUGCCAUUGCUUACCAUUUGCUGGAAGAUUAUGAGAUGGCAGCAAAAAUCCUGGAGGAAUUUCGGAAGACCCAGCAGACCUCUCCAGACAAGGUGGAUUACGAAUAUAGCGAGCUGCUUCUUUAUCAAAAUCAAGUCCUUCGAGAGGCAGGUCUCUUUAAGGAGGCACUAGAUCACCUCUGCACAUAUGAGAAACAGAUCUGCGAUAAAUUAGCUGUAGAAGAAACUAAAGGAGAUUUGCUACUACGAUUGGGAAGGUUGGAUGAGGCUACAGAGGUGUACAGGGCGCUGCAGGAACGAAGUCCUGAGAACUGGGCAUAUUACAAAGGCUUAGAAAACGCCCUUAAACCUACCAGCAUGGACGAAAGACUGAAGAUCUAUGAGGAGAGCUGGACUAAAUACCCAAGAGGAUUGGUGCCAAGAAGACUGCCCUUAAACUUUUUAACUGGUGUAAAAUUUAGAGAGUGUCUGGACAAAUAUCUGCGGAUGAAUUUUAGCAAAGGAUGUCCACCUGUUUUCAAUACUUUGAGAUCAUUAUACAACGACAAAGAAAAGGUGGAGAUUAUUGAAGAUCUUGUAGUUGGUUAUGAUACAUCUUUGAAGAGCUGCCGGUUAUUUAACAUUAAUGACGAUGGCAAAGAAGAACCGCCAACGACUUUGCUCUGGGUGCAGUACUACCUGGCACAGCACUAUGACAAAAUUGGCCAACCAUCUUUAGCUCUGGAAUAUAUUAAUGCAGCUAUUGACAGUACACCAACUCUGAUUGAGCUCUUCUUAGUGAAAGCUAAAAUCUACAAGCAUGCUGGUAAUAUAAAAGAAGCCGCACGUUGGAUGGAUGAGGCCCAGGCUCUCGACACAGCAGACAGAUUCAUCAACUCCAAAUGUGCAAAAUACAUGUUAAAAGCAAACCUGAUCAAAGAGGCUGAGGAAAUGUGCUCAAAGUUUACAAGGGAAGGCACUUCUGCUGUGGAGAACCUAAAUGAGAUGCAGUGCAUGUGGUUUCAGACAGAGUGUGCCCAGGCCUACAAGUCCAUGAAUAAAUACGGAGAUGCACUAAAAAAAUGCCAUGAAAUUGAAAGGCAUUUUGUGGAGAUUACAGAUGAUCAGUUUGACUUCCACACAUACUGUAUGAGGAAAAUUACACUCAGGUCAUACGUGGACUUGCUAAAAUUAGAAGAUGUUCUUAGACAACAUCCAUUUUACUUCAAAGCUGCACGGAUAGCUAUAGAAAUUUACCUGAAACUACAUGAUAAUCCCUUAACAGAUGAAAAUAAGGAACAUGAAGCAGAUACAGCAAAUAUGUCUGACAAGGAGUUAAAGAAACUACGCAACAAGCAGCGGAGAGCACAGAAGAAAGCGCAAUUAGAGGAAGAGAAGAAAAAUGCAGAGAAAGAGAAACAACAACGAAAUCAGAAAAAGAAAAAGGAGGACGAUGAUGAGGAAAUUGGAGGUCCUAAAGAAGAGCUAAUUCCUGACAAACUGGCUAAGAUUGACAGUCCAUUGGAAGAAGCUAUUAAAUUUUUAAUGCCUCUGAAAAAUUUGGUCAAGAACAAAAUAGAAACACAUCUUUAUGCCUUUGAAAUUUACUACAGAAAAGAAAAGUUCCUCUUAAUGUUGCAGUCUGUGAAGAGGGCGUUUGCUUUGGACUCUCGUCACCCGUGGCUUCAUGAGUGUCUCAUUCGCUUCUUUUGUGCAGUAUCUGAGAGCAAAGAACUAAAUGAGUCGCUUAGAACAGUAUUAAAGCAAGAAAUGAAGAGGCUUUUUGGAGAAACAAGUCCCACAAAUUUUAACAACUCUUUCCUGAAAGAAAAUAUCAACUCAAUACCACAUAGAUUAGCAGCUGCCAAAAUGAUGUACUACAUGGAUACAUCCAGUCAGAAACGAGCGGUAGAGCUGGCUACAGCACUUGAUGCAACCUUAAAUAAUAGAAGUCUCCAGAUCUGUACAGACACAUUAGAAGCCUUGCGUGAUGGCAGCUUAGGAGACUGCAAAGAGGUGGCUGAAUCUUACAGAGUGAGCAGCCACAAGCUUUAUCCUUAUGCUCUGGCAUUCAUGCCACCUGGAUAUGAGGAGGACUUCAGCAUCACAGUCAAUGGAGAUAGUUCGGCAGAACCAGAAGAACUGACUAAUGAAAUGUGAACUUCUAAUGAGCGACAUUGGACCAUAUCAACUAUCUAAUAUUUUUGUCACGCACCUGCUGUAUCGCUCUGUAACUUGUAUGGAGAAUGAAAGGAGUAAAAAUAUUGUUGCCUUUAA